Messenger RNA from Eruca vesicaria subsp. sativa (arugula), 1260 nucleotides. The record is from the annotation of a GenBank genome assembly. NCBI's taxonomy places the organism in Eukaryota, Viridiplantae, Streptophyta, Magnoliopsida, Brassicales, Brassicaceae.
AUGACGACGAGCAACGACGGAGCAGCGCCUAACGGCGUCAUCGUAGAACACACGUCAGCGAGUAACAAAGGAACUCUUAACGCCGUGAAGAAACCUCCGGCUAAGGAUCGGCAUAGCAAAGUCGACGGGAGAGGGAGACGGAUUCGUAUGCCGAUCAUAUGCGCGGCUCGUGUUUUUCAGCUUACUAGAGAGUUAGGUCACAAAUCAGAUGGUCAGACGAUAGAGUGGCUCUUACGUCAAGCAGAGCCUUCUAUCAUAGCCGCCACGGGAACAGGCACGACUCCGGCGAGUUUCUCCACCUCUUCUGUCUCCACUUCUUCCCCUUUCACACUCGGGAAGCGAGGCGUGAGAGGGGGAGAGGGAGAAGUAGGAGGAGGAGGAGGGUUAACAGUUGGACCCACGAUGGGGGCUUCUUUAAUGAAUGGUGGUGGGUUUUGGGCUGUUCCGGCUAGGCCGGAUUUCGGACAAGUAUGGAGCUUUUCCGGAGCUCCGUCAGAGAUGUUGUUUGCACAGCAGCAGCAGCAGCAACCAGCUACUUUAUUCAUCCGCCACCAGCAACAACAACAACAACAACAACAAGCUUCAGCUGCAAUGGGUGAGGCUUCAGCAGCUAGAGUUGGGAACUAUCUUCCGGGUCAUCAUCUUAAUUUGCUGGCUUCUUUAUCCGGUGGGAAUACCGGGUCGGGUCGGCGGGAACAGGAUGAUGACACACGUUGAAAAAGGGUUGAAAAAUUGUGUACGUGCAUUAUGUCUUCUAAUUAAAAUGGUUAAAGAGUACUUAAUUAAUUUGUUGCUCGGAUUUUAGUUACAAGUUUCUUGCUUGUUUGAUUAGGGUUUUAGGUUUUAAUAAUAUUUGGUCUCAGGAUUUCUAAGUGGUAGAGAGAGUGAGAGGCAGUGAGGUCAAUUGAUUGAUAGUAAAAACACCAUAAAGAAUUAAUAGCAAAAAAGAAGAGCUAUUUGUACGUGUUGUGCAUGAUUUAUUUUAUGGUUCUCGACAGUGGAGUUGAGCCCACUGGAACUAUUGAAUUGUAUAUCAAUCUCUUGUGAGGUCAAAGGAUUGUGAUUUUGAAUGCUUCUCGUGACUUGUAUAUGAAUGAGAGAAUUGAAGAUAAGAAAACAGAAAGGUGUAUAUUAAUCUCUUGUGAACUCGACCUUUUUAUUUAUUAUUCGAUAUACUUUGUGCUUGCUCUCUUUUUGGUAAAACUCUUCUCUUGUAUGUUUGUAUAAGCUUGGUGAUGAAACUGGAAAUGAUUAUCGGAC